UACUAGAAUCAAGCGUCUGGGGCUGAGUGUGGUGGCAUAUACCCUUAAUACCAGCAUUUGGAAGGUGGGGACAGAUGGAACUCUAUGAAUUUGAUGCCAGGCUGUCUACAGAGUGAGUUCCAGGCCAGACGAGGCUACACAGUGAGACCCUGACUUUAAAAACAGAAGAUUAGGCCUACUUGUCACUGAAGGGUAUUUACCAUUUUAAGAUCAAUCUCUCGUGUGCUGUCAGUGUUAAGGGGCAAGAGAAUGCCCCCAAAGUCUAGCUAGAACCAGCUGAUGCUGAGCUACAUCUUGUAGAGGCACCACAGCACCCAUAUCAGCACCCACAUUUGGGGUGUGGGGUGUGGAGGAGCAAAUAAUCUAGAUCUGACUUGGAUUUUCUCAGGUCAGACAACAGGCUACAGUGCUGUUGCUCUCAAGGAGAUCUAAUAACGUCAGGUCCAGCUAGAUUCAAUGACUUGGGAAUGGUCACAUGGAGUGGCGGCGGGGGUCCUGUCCUCUAGGGCAGACCUGUCAUUAGGACAUCUCUAAGCUUUAGCCUUUCUCUCCAGUAGAACCUUGAAACAGGUGAUGUGCUUGCUAGGCAAGUAUUGUGUUGCUGAGCUACACCCUGAGCCCUGGACCCGAGCUUUCCCGGUCUGGUCUUAGCAAAAAGGUUCAAGUAACCUCUCUCCUACCCAGCCUCUUCCCGUGGCUCCUCCCCACUUUGUCUUCCCCUUCAAUACCUUGUUUCUGCCCAGUGAGCACCUCUGCUUUGCUCUAAGACUCUGAGUUCCUUCUCAGGGACCUUUUUAGGGAUCCGUGCCCCAAAUGAAACAGAGGAAUGCUGAGGAAAACCGGGUGGAACUCAGCUGCUGCUACCAAAAUACAGCAUAGGUACCAUUGCACACCUCCCGACACUUCGGCAAGGGCUGUACCCAGCGUUGCUAGAUUCCCACCACUACACUGUGUUUCGCAGAAGAAGCUAGAGCCUCAUUCCGGAACUUGUACUAUUAACCGCUUUUCAAACUACUCUUACAGUGGUACCAGGACCAAACAAAAAAUAAAUGGGAUAAUGGGAGUGGCGCGUGAACCUAAAGGAUGAGCUCUGUUGCAGGCUGGCAGAAAACAAAACAAAACAAAACAAAAAAAUCCCUCACAUUGAAGGGUGUAGCCAACCCCUCUUUCUCUGAAUCGGGCUCCUCUCUGAGAGGUUUCCUUCCACCCCUUUCUUCUUCCAACACAAGGUCUCCUGGGGACAGAGCUCUAACAGUCUGGGGUCCUCCCAGGCUGCUGAUGGGGCUGAAACAGACCCUGGAAGAUGGAAGCAGGGGUGAGGAGGUCUAAUUCAUGAUGGAAGAAAUCUAGCGCUCCGUUGUCUCUUCAGACCUUUGCCUCUCCCCAGAACCCUGCAGAAAGGAGACACCAAGACUGGAUCUACUCAUGGGCAGGCCUGGGUGGCCUUUGCAGCCAGGGUUGUAAGCUCUGCCUGGCACAUCGGGCACUCUCCUGGGAGGAGACAGGAUUCUGAGAUCACCCCAGCUCCAGUGACAUGCUCUGGCCUCCCCUGCUACCGUGACAGCUGCCCCUCUUAUACCCACCCCUGCCCUGUUCUUAAGAAUCUAAGUUAGCCGCAUAAGGUCUGUCAUAGGGCAACAAAAGAAGCUAUUCUGCUAACAUAAGUUCAUAUUUCUACCUAGAUGCAAAAUAAACACUAUCCUUCUCGAAUGAGAAAUACCUUGCACAGGGGACAAGGAGAGCUUCCUUUGGUGUGAUCUCACGAUCCUUGAGCCCCAGUGUGGUUCCUAUCUAGUAUGAGCCCUAGAAGGCCAUAAAAGGGGUCUUGCUAGAUACUUAAAGCUGAAGUCAGCUCUUCACCUCCAAGUGAGGUGAGCCUGACAUUAGUUUUCACACCUCCAGCUCUGCUGUGGUCUCAGAGUCAUAGAAUUAACCCACAGUCCUGGGUAACCUUGCACAGGGCCCGACUCUUCCUGUUUAGCUCAUGUUGAUCUUUCCCAUGUUUAUACCGGAUCAUCUGGUGCCUUAUGAAAGACAUAGGAAGAAACAGUAUUUUUUUAUUAUUAGCUCUCUUUAGAAUCACACAGCCUGGACAACCCGCUCAGGCCCCUACGUCCUAGAAACAGAGUCCUGCAGGAUCAGGGCGGAGAGCACUGGGAGGAAGCGGCCAAGCAGAAUUCCCUUCCUCACAGUGGUCCUUGCCGGCUGAGCAAGCCCAAGUCCACAUCCCUACAGGAUGGAAUCCGGGCCAGCCCCGUCCUUCCCCGUACAUUCCUGAGUUAGGACUGGUGACUGAAGCAAAGGAAACUGGCUGGAGUGAAGCCAGGCUUCUGGUCUUGGACUCCGCUCCAUCUUUUAUUCAGAGAAUGAUCUCAUCCUUGGUCCACAUUCUUUAAAGGGAACUGCAGGGGGUUUCUUUCCUGGAGCCUGGAAUGUGCUUUUAUUGCCCCCCUCUCCUUCAUAGGAUCAAAGAAAUAGACUUUACCUAUGGAUGAUUGCCAGAUUUUAGGCGUCAGAAGAAAUCGCACAUUUCCCCCCACUUCAUCCUCAGCUUAGCCUCUGACCCGAACUGUGUUCACUUCUUCACCUACAUUUCUUUCUGAUUAGCCUUGUCCUACCCUGGGAUCCCCCGUUACCCCUCUGUCUCCCCUCCUCCAGCCCCGGCUUCACUUACCCCUAACUCAUCUGGUCUUAUUUUUAGAUCCGACAUCUCUCCCUUUCCCUUUCUUAAUAUGGCGAUGAGCUCUUAGGCCUGCAUGGGGCCAGGGGCUGAGGAGCCCUGGCCAUUGGGGGAGGGGGAAGGAAGGAGCUCCUGGGAGCCUAGGGAAGAGGUGUAGGAGGCGGGAGGAUUCAGGCUCUCAUGGAGCUGUCCUGGCCUCAGAAGGUUAUCCAUCUCCCCUGCCAACCACAGAGACAUAUUUAGACAGGACCAGGUGGGGACGGAGGGGUGCCAGUUUCAAGGGGCAGCUCCGGUUCCCUCCCCGCCCCUGCUCCUAUUGCUCCUCCUGACCCUUUUCCACUUGGCUCUGUCGGCAGUUUCUCCAGGACCCAGCAGUGUCCUCCGUCCACUGCUCUGGCCCACUCCCUACCCCACCCCCACCCAGAGCCCCUAACUCAGGACUCUUGUAUCCAGGGGCACCUCCCUAUUGCAGCUGACCUCCUCAGGACCAGGAGAGCAGACCUAGAUCCCACUACCUCCAUGAGAGCUACUGACAGGAUGGGGGCCAGGGCAGUGCCCAAGCUGCGGCUAGCACUGCUGUUUGUACUGGUGCUGGGGAUACCCAAGUCAGGGGUCCAGGGGGAGGAAGGGCUGGACUUCCCUGAGUACGACGGUGUGGACCGUGUCAUCAAUGUGAAUGCAAAGAACUACAAGAAUGUGUUCAAGAAGUAUGAGGUGCUGGCCCUCCUCUACCAUGAGCCCCCUGAGGACGACAAGGCCUCACAAAGACAAUUUGAGAUGGAGGAGCUAAUCCUGGAGUUAGCAGCCCAAGUCCUAGAAGACAAGGGUGUUGGCUUCGGCCUUGUGGACUCUGAGAAGGAUGCAGCUGUGGCCAAGAAACUAGGACUAAUUGAAGAGGACAGCGUUUAUGUGUUUAAAGGAGAUGAAGUCAUUGAGUACGAUGGCGAAUUUGCUGCGGACACUCUGGUGGAGUUUCUGCUUGAUGUCCUAGAAGACCCCGUCGAAUUGAUCGAAGGUGAACGAGAACUGCAGGCAUUUGAGAAUAUUGAGGAUGAGAACAAACUCAUUGGCUAUUUCAAGAGCAAAGACUCAGAGCACUACAAAGCUUUCGAGGAUGCUGCCGAAGAGUUUCAUCCCUAUAUCCCGUUCUUCGCCACUUUCGACAGCAAGGUGGCAAAGAAGCUAACCCUGAAGUUAAAUGAGAUUGAUUUCUACGAGGCCUUCAUGGACGAGCCUGUGACCAUCCCAGACAAACCCAACAGUGAAGAGGAGAUUGUCAGCUUCGUGGAGGAGCACAGGAGAUCAACCCUGAGGAAACUGAAGCCUGAGAGUAUGUAUGAGACUUGGGAGGAUGAUAUGGACGGGAUCCACAUCGUGGCCUUUGCAGAGGAAGCUGAUCCUGAUGGUUAUGAGUUCUUAGAGACUCUCAAGGCGGUGGCCCAAGACAACACUGAAAACCCUGAUCUUAGCAUCAUCUGGAUUGACCCUGAUGACUUCCCCCUGUUGGUCCCAUACUGGGAGAAGACGUUUGACAUCGACUUGUCAGCUCCACAAAUAGGAGUUGUCAAUGUUACAGACGCGGACAGCAUAUGGAUGGAGAUGGACAAUGAGGAGGAUCUGCCUUCCGCCGAGGAGCUGGAGGACUGGCUGGAGGAUGUGCUGGCGGGAGAAAUCAACACAGAGGAUGACGACGACGACGAUGACGAUGAUGACGAUGACGACGACGACGAUGACGACUAGUUGCCGUGGCAACCACCUACCAGCCCCACUUGCUCUUCACACGUACCUUCCUACCAUCCGCGCACUGCCCCAAGCUCCUUGGGACACUAGGUCACUCUCUACUACAGGGCCCACUGUGGUCUAUAUACAGGGUGCUUGAGGUCCUGGUCUCCCCCGCUGAUGAGAAAGGGAGCUGCUUUUCCUCAGAUACCAGCCCAGUUCUUUCAUCUCUCUCAUUUCCAUAUCUACUGAUUCUCUCCUCCCCAUACUUUCUGAUUCUCUUGCCAUCCCUUCUCUGUCCCUUCCAUCAAUACAGUCUCCCACUUUUCAAAUCUUAAACCUUUCUGGCUGUCCUGAUCCAGGCCAGGAGGAAGGGAGGUACUGUGUUCAGGGAUGUAUCUCACCCAUCUCUUGUUAAUGUAUUUGGGUCAAAUGCAAGGCCUUAAUAAAGAGAUCUGGGGCAGAAUGAG
Messenger RNA from Myodes glareolus (Bank vole), 4869 nucleotides. RefSeq names its product calsequestrin 1 (gene Casq1). The record is from RefSeq and is a predicted model, not a curated record. Gene Ontology annotation, biological process: regulation of skeletal muscle contraction by regulation of release of sequestered calcium ion. Gene Ontology annotation, cellular component: Z disc; sarcoplasmic reticulum lumen. Gene Ontology annotation, molecular function: calcium ion binding. Lineage: Eukaryota; Metazoa; Chordata; Mammalia; Rodentia; Cricetidae.